CCAAUCAGCGAGAAGUAUUGGAACACUAGCGGUAGUUUUAAAGUCAGAUAUAUACAUGCAGAGAAUUUAACGUCUGGAACUAAAUAUAUAACGUUUUGGCAUAAUCAAAAGAAGAAAGUAAACGUAAAAAAAAUGGAAGAGGUUGAUUCGGUACAGCCUCUUUCCAGAAAAGAGCUGCGUAAACAGAAGCUAAUGGAGUACUUGGCAGCAAAAGGAAAGUUAAAACUGCCAAAUUCCACAAAAGGGUCAUCUCUCCAUGCGGACUUUGAGCAACAGAAGGCUACUAAAACCGCUCAGAAGGUUGCAAUGGGAAAAGAAAACAAAGCUCCAACUGACAGAUUAAAAUGGCAGAGUUCCAGGGGUGAAACUUUUGUUCCUCAGCGCAGUCAGGACCCUCCCAGAAGGAGAGAAUUUGCUCUCUCUGACAAAGUGAAUGUGAGAGAUGGAAAGCAAAAUGUUGUAAGGCCAUCAUCCAAUAGAGUGUCAGCACAGCCUAAAGUUAAUCCCAUGCUCAGAAAAACUUACACUGUGUUACCUUCUAAAGCUAACUCAACCCUCAGUAGCACCCUCAAAAAGCAGCCUGACCCAGGAACUGAAACUAUAAGCAAGGUGCAGCCUAAUGCACAUUUUAUACACGGCGCAAAGUCAAAUUCCAAAUCAAUAUUGUGCCCGGCUGGAGCUAUGUCACGACCACUGGAAAUGACAAAUACUCGGAUAAGUAUCGGUCCACUCAUUAAAACCAAAACGGGACUUGUUCCUGCAGUGAUCCAACCAAGGAAUGAGAAAUCAAAUUCAUCAGAUCCACGUGGCACAAAACAACCAAGUUUUACAGCAAAGAGAGUGCAAUGCAGUAUGUCAUCAUCAGUGUCUGUUCACCACAGGCCUGUUUUGAUGCUCUCCUCAGAUUCAAGACCUAUGAGUAAAACGGAAGCUCAGAACAAGUCUAAACUUAAACCAGUGCCUCAUAAACAAACCCAACUGGCGGUAGGACAUGUGUCUGCUGCGCCAUCCAAGUUCAAAGCCACAACUGUCAAACCAGAGCAGAGAGCUUUAACCGGUAAAUCAGGACAGUCAACUGAGAGAUAUGUGAAGCAAAGAUCUGAAAUGAAUGAAAAGAAAUAUGCCCAAUCAGUAAAAGUUGAGGCUUCGACCGUCUCAAGGACAUCAAUCAAAGCCAGUUCAACAUCUGUUAAGACAAAAACACAGACUGUUGUAUCUAAAGGUAGGGGGCAAACUCAGAUGAAAAAAGAGAUGCAAAGAAACAUGCAGAAAACUAGCAGAAUUCUUCCAGUUCCUGCCCCUACAAAAUGUACAGCUGCUGCAAGGGUUUCCCAGACGGCACCACAGCCUUCCAGGUCCAUCAGUGUCAUAAACCAGCCUGCAGCGAUGAAGACACCAAAGGCCAAGGUUAAAGUUGUUCCCCAGACUGAAGGAAAGAAACAGAGCUCUGCUCAGAAGGAGAGAAUGAGGAAGCUCCAAGAAUGGCGCGAAUCAAAGGGGAUUUCCUACAAGCGUCCUCCAAUGCCCGUGAAACCUUCGGUCAAACGCACCGUGUCUGUGCCCCAGCCCUUCUGGGCUUCCAUGAAGCUUGAAGACGAUGUCCAGUCCCUCAUCUCUGCAGUCGACACCUGUCUAACUGACUGCAUAAAACUACUGGCUGAGGGCUGCCCUCCAGAGCAGGUGAAGGACGUUGUCUCACGCCUACCAGCGGUGUCUCAGAAGUUUGCCAAAUACUGGAUCUUUCAGGCCCGUCUGAUGGAGCGAGAGGGCAACUUGGACAUACUGCCCAUGUUUGAAGAGGCUGUUGGAGUUAUAUUGGAGCCAGUGGAUGAGCUGCGAACAGUGGUGUUUGACAUUCUGAAGAGGAAGGACAAAGUCCAAGAUGAGGAACAGAAAGAUGACUUUCCAUCCCCUGAAGCGUCUCCAGACGAUGGCAACAACCCAUUGAGGACACCUAAACCUGUCCGAAUUCUUGUUGAGGGAGAGAGAGGAGACUCCUCCGUGGUCAAGUACAAGGUCACUGCAACUCCAGGUGGCCCAUCCAGUCGGCAGAACAAACCAGUAAGAGUCAACGGGCAGGAGGUUCGCUUCUUCACCCCGGUUCGACGGUCCGUGCGGAUCGAGAGAGCCUCACUCCGAUACCCAUCAUCCCUCCAGGACCAUGAUGUCUGCGUCAGCUUGUGCGGCGACAGCAUCUCAGAGGGAGUCAAGGAAAACAAUGAAGAACAAUCCAGCGAGCAAAGCAACAAACCCUUGUACUUUUACAGAGAGAACGAAGCACUUGGGGACAAAGUCUCGGUCAAGCUCAUCCUUGAUGACAGUUUUUAAAUCUGCUUACUUUAUCACAUUUUAACAUUCUUAACACAAAGAUUGUUCUUACAUUGUAAAUGCUUAAAUAUUCAAAAGUUUUUUUUCUGCUCAUCAAUACAGAACUUUGCAUCUGAACCUGUGAACAUGUCAUAAAAUGUUUCUAUGUUGCUAAUAAGGUUUCAGAUUGAUCUUUUUAUACUUCUAUGUUUGAAGAAUGGUGCAUUAAAAAGCAGCUACCUAA
Molecule: messenger RNA, 2551 nt
Organism: Cyprinodon tularosa
Lineage: Eukaryota; Metazoa; Chordata; Actinopteri; Cyprinodontiformes; Cyprinodontidae
Gene: ckap2l
Product: cytoskeleton associated protein 2-like
Exons: 9
Coding region: 133-2328 (731 amino acids)
Cellular component (GO): mitotic spindle; cytosol; centrosome
Source: RefSeq, a predicted model, not a curated record